This is a messenger RNA of Onychomys torridus (southern grasshopper mouse), 8624 nucleotides long. It is a transcript of the gene Bbx, whose product is annotated as BBX high mobility group box domain containing. The record is from RefSeq and is a predicted model, not a curated record. The coding region runs from base 435 to 3098 and encodes 887 amino acids. Gene Ontology annotation, molecular function: DNA-binding transcription factor activity, RNA polymerase II-specific; RNA polymerase II transcription regulatory region sequence-specific DNA binding. Lineage: Eukaryota; Metazoa; Chordata; Mammalia; Rodentia; Cricetidae. The transcript has 16 exons. Gene Ontology annotation, biological process: regulation of transcription by RNA polymerase II. Gene Ontology annotation, cellular component: nucleus.
CCGCUUUGAAUAAGCGAAGAUGCUUUCCCUCUGCCCUUGCAGCAGGGAGGAGGGUGGAGACAGGCAAGGGGUUGUUGUGGAGCUGGACUCCUGGGUUUUGUGCCCUUCCACGUAGUACUCUACUCUUGUGGAGCCUUCCCAUCCUGAUGAUGUGCCUUUAUUUGCUACUUAUAGGUCACUAUCUUACGACAAAGGCUCAUCUUCCUUCCUGCGUACCUCCCAUUUACCUUCUCGGAGAAUCCUGCUGCAUCACAGAAGCCAGAAGUUCUGAUGUUCCAUUGAAAUCACAAUGGAAAGUCUUGACCUGACCGGCACCCUCAGGAAGACCCCAAGCCUCUAGCAGAUGAUAUCAACUCCAGCAUGUUGUAGAUGUGGAGGAUUCCCUGGAUUAUUGAGAAAUACCAGAGGCGAAUUGUUCCACUGUAGUUACAGUGAUGAAAGGCAGUAACAGAAAUAAAGAUCAUUCAUCGGAAGGAGAAGGGGCUGGAAAACGACCAAAACGGAAGUGUCUUCAGUGGCAUCCAUUGCUAGCCAAGAAACUUCUUGACUUUUCAGAAGAGGAGGAAGAAGAAGAGGAAGAGGAAGAUAUUGAUAAAGUUCAACUUCUUGAGGCUGAUGGCCUAGAGCAAGAUGUUGGUGAGACUGAAGACGAUGAGUCAGCAGAGCAGCGAGCUCGGAGACCAAUGAAUGCAUUUCUUCUAUUUUGCAAGCGCCAUCGCUCCCUUGUCCGACAGGAACACCCAAGGCUUGAUAACCGAGGUGCUACCAAGAUUCUAGCUGAUUGGUGGGCUGUUCUUGAUCCAAAGGAAAAGCAGAAAUAUACAGACAUGGCCAAGGAGUAUAAAGAUGCAUUUAUGAAAGCAAAUCCUGGCUACAGAUGGUGUCCUACUACAAACAAGCCUGUAAAAUCUCCAACAACCACUGUCAAUCCACGAAAGAAACUUUGGGCCUUCCCAUCUGACUCUUCAAGAGACUUGUCAACUCCCAAGAAGGCAAAGACGGAAGAAAUUCCUCAGCUUAACUUUGGAAUGGCUGAUCCUACUCAGAUGGGAGGCCUGAGCAUGCUGCUGUUAGCUGGAGAACAUGCUCUUGGAACAGCAGAGGCAUCCACUGGGCCUUGCAGGCCUGAUGUUUCAGAGUCACCUGAGUUGCGUCAGAAGUCACCAUUGUUUCAGUUUGCUGAGAUAUCUUCAAGGACAUCCCAACCUGAUGGUCCUUCAAAACAGUGUCAAGCAUCAGCUUUGUUUCAGUUUGCAGAGAUCUCUUCAAGCACUUCACAGUUGGGUGGUGCUGAGCCGGUGAAACGCUGUGGGAAUUCUGCACUCUUUCAACUGGCAGAGAUGUGUCUGGCAUCAGAGGGGAUGAAAAUGGAAGAAACAAAACUCAUAAAAUCAAAAGAAUCAGACGGUGGGAGAAUUAAAGAAAUGGAAAAAGGGAAGGAAGAGAGAGACAUAAAAUUGGAGAAAAACAAUGAAUCUGGGUUCCAAAAGGAAGCAGAAUUUGAGAAAUCAUCUAAGGAAAAUAUAAGGGAGUCUAAGGACUUAAGACACUUUGAGGAGCUACAAAUGGAUAAUGUAAUGGCUAUAAAAAUGGAAGACCCCAAAGAAAUUAGAAAGGAAUCAGAGGAUGAUCAGAAAUACGGUCAUUUCCCUGAUUUUUCUUACUCUGCCAGUAGCAAGAUAAUAAUUAGUGAUGUCCCCAAUAGAAAGGAUCACAUGUGCCACCCUCAUGGAAUUAUGAUCAUCGAGGACCCCACCACCCUAAACAAACCAGAAAAGAUCAAAAAGAAAAAGAAGAAAAACAAACUGGAUCGGCAUGGAAAUGACAAAUCCACACCCAAGAAGACCUGCAAGAAGAGGCAGUCUUCAGAAUCCGACAUUGAGAGUGUCAUGUACACCAUAGAAGCUGUUGCAAAAGGAGACUGGGGUGUUGACAAACUUGGAGAAACCCCAAGAAAGAAGGUCCGCACCUCAAGUGGCAAGGGAGGCAUUCUGGAUGCCAAGCCACCAAAGAAAAAAGUGAAAUCAAAAGAGAAGAAAGUUUCCAAGGAGAAGUGCUCAGACAUCACCAAAGAGUCACGACCUCCAGAUUUCCUUAAUAUUUCUGCCAGCAAGAAUGUUCCUGGGGAGGUGCCAGAGGGCAUAAAAGCAGAGCCAUUGACCCCCACAGAGGAUGCACUGCCACCUAGCCUACCAGGACAGGCCAAGCCUGAGGACAGUGACUGUCACAGAAAAACAGAGACCUGUGGCUCCAGGAAAUCGGAGAGGUCUUGCAAAGGUGCUCUUUAUAAAACCCUGGUGUCAGAGGGCAUGCUCACCUCCCUGCGAGCUAAUGUUGACAGAGGGAAACGAAGCUCAGGAAAAGGAAAUUCCUCUGAUCACGAAGGGUGUUGGAGUGAAGAGAGCUGGACAUUUAACCCGAGUGGGACCAGUGGGAGCAAGAAGUUUAAGAAGAAGCUAAGGGAAGACUCCUUCCUUGGUUCUGCAAAGCUGGAUGAGGAAUUUGAAAAGAAAUUCAACAGCCUCCCUCAAUAUAGUCCUCUUACAUUUGACCGGAAAUGUGUAUCUAUUCCAAGGAAAAAGAAGAAGACUGGAAACAUGUCCUCUGACUCAACUAAAACCAGCAAAGCCAUAUUUUCAGAAGACAAAAACACCACAGAGCCUGCUUAUAAGGUUAAAAAUGCCCUAUCCAUUCCCAACACUGCAGAGCCAGCAGCAAUGCAAGAACCUUUGGUGGGGAGCCAAAAGAGAAAAGCAAGGAAAACAAAGAUCACACACCUUGUCAGGACUGCAGAUGGCCGAGUAUCACCAGCAGGAGGUACCUUGGAUGACAAACCAAAGGAACAACUGCAGAGGAGUCUCCCUAAAGGAACCGAGACAUACUGCGGUGAUGAUUGCUCACACAGUGCAGUUGAGGAGCCACGGAGCACUACUCCAGAAAUGCCUGCUGUGUCUGCAUUCUUCAGCCUCGCUGCACUGGCUGAGGUUGCAGCCAUGGAGAAUGUGCACAGAGGUCAGAGGUCAACUCCGCUCACCCAUGAUGGACAGCCAAAAGAAAUGCCACAGGCUCCUGUACUUAUUUCUUGUGCUGACCAGUGAAGCGCCCUUUAAUUGUAAAACAUUGUGCUUUACCUACUACCCUAGCCUUGUCUUUACCAGGGAUGCUGGCGAGUCCACGUGGUGGGAAGUACAGACUGCGGACAAGUGCUUGUUGCCUGACACAGCCCAGAAUCACUUGAAGCAAAACUUAGCAUUCUGGCACCACUUGUUUCAGAAGCCACAAUUUUUGAGGGCAGUGUUACUGUGUGAUACUGAGCAAAAGCAAAGUGAUUUGGACCUUUGCUUUGCAUGGAAAAAAGGCUUUUGAUGGUGACCAGUGGUAACUUGGUAAAAGGCUGCCUUUACUGUAGCUCAUCCAGCAUCUCUUUUACCAACCAGAGAGUGUGAAACUAGUUUCAUAUAUUACCUAGUUAUUCUUUCAAAACAAACAAAAACCCUGACGCACUGCACUAGUUAUUAUUAGAUAUUCGUAGUCUUUUGUACAUGAAGAUUUAAGUUCUAAGAUGGUUUAUAUAAUAGGUUAUACCUACAUUUAUAUUGUAGAAUAAAUAUUAAAAAGCCUGUACCAGAGACUCCCAAGCAGCAUGGUCAGGCAGACGUACCAUUGUUAGCGGUGUAUGCUCGGCCUUGUGGUCCAUAUAUUCUGCACUUUUAUAUUUGCCACCAGAAUGGUAGUGGUAGUUUGCUGGCAGAGAUGGAGAGAGAGAGAGAGAGAGAGAGAGAGAGAGAGAGAGAGAGAGAGAGAGAGAGAGAUUUUGAAAUUGAGAAAGAGACUAUUACAAUUCUUACAAUCUGAAUUUUUUUCUUAGCCUUGAAUGACCAAGAAGAAUUUGCUUGGGGCAAAUUGUGGCAAAUAUUUUCCCAGACAGGGGAAGCAUCCUGCAGAUUACAGAUUACUGAUGUUUUCAUGCCUUGAGGAUUCUUUUAUUUUUACACAGGGGUCUAAGUGACCAAUGGAUCGUUCAUACAAACAAACAAAAAAAAGACAAAAAUAUUAUUCAGAAGUGACCUUAGUAUUACUUCAUUAUUCUAAACACAUUGAAGAUGCUCACUUCAUAUGGACUUGGAGCUUCAGACCUUUUACAUCCAUCACAGACAGACUGGACGGGUUGCGAUUGCUAUGCACGGCCUAAUAGGCACUGCAGGUUUUAGGAGCCAUUUGGAGUUUGUGUUGUUGAGGAGGUAUUAAGUAAACGAGGGGGGAGGUGUCUGAAGUGUGCCUCUCAGUCAGAUCCACCUACAAGUUUCUGUUUCCUUUUCAUGUUUUGUUGCUUUUAAGCAUAAAACCAACCAUAUGCCAGUGCCAAGUGGAUUAACUGGCUUACAACAUUCAACAUAUUGACUUAACCACCUGACGUUCACAGUGUCUUGUUUCCUAGCAACAGAUGCAAAGUGAUACAUCAAAAUUAAUCUGAGGCUACAGAUUUUACAGGGUAUUUGUUCCAUAGCACAAAGUAUUUCCCCACUCUUGAAUCACAGCACAAACUACCAAAUUUUAAUUUUUGGAUCCCAGCAAUAAUUUUUAAUAGUUUUCAAACUGGUGGAGUUUUGAUAGUGCUAGCUGGAAUUUGAAGCUUUUGAAUUAGAUCUCUAAAUGGUGACCGUUUACAUGGUUUUAUCUAGCUUUCUUAUUUAUACUUGACUGAAUUGUAAUGAUUUUUUUUCUAAUUGUAAUUUGACCUAAUAGCCAUAUAAAAUGAUUCUAUUAAUACUGUCUAGGUCUAGCUUCUCAUGGUUGUAGAUAUUACUUCAGUUCCGGUGCUGGAAAAUAUGUACAACAAUACUAACAGAAUUGAAAAAGAUAGAGAUGUGUUUUGUUUUGAUGUUAUCUUUCCAAAGCAGGUAGGGAGGGUAGCAGAGUAUUAAAAUUGUGUCCUCCAAAAUUGAUGUUCAUUGUGGGGAUGGAGGAACCAGGAAAGAGUAAAAGGUAAAUCAGUAGGUAUAGCUUAACCCCAUUCACAUAGAAAUAAAUCAAGUGAAUAGCCCCAGAUUUUAGCAUACUAUUUUUUACUAUAACUGUUUUAAUAAUAUUUUCUAAAUUUCAAAACAAAAAAAAAAGUGAAUGUUUGGAAAUUGCUGGGUCCUGAUGUUGGUGGCUGUUGGAGUUUUGGACCACUUGCUAGCAGUGAUUUUAAACAUGAUAAUUAGCUAAAACCCAAAAAAAUAAUAACAAAAGUAGAAAACCAACAAUUGCAUUGGUGCAGAACAUGCAUCUUGACAAUGGUACUAACUUGUUAUUCUCUAGAAUACACUAGAAUAGAUCUAUUUUUGCCAGAGCACCCUCCUUCAGUCUGCCGAGUACAUUUCACUAGAGUCCCUUAAGAGAUUGCUGUAUAUUCCUGAGACCUUUUUUAAAAAUGAAGCAAACAAGAGAUGACUUUUUUUCUACGUGGUUAAUAUCUUACCUGGUCUGCUUUUCCUGACCCCCAGUGGCUUUUCCCUUAGGCAGGGUGGGAAUGGGGAGGGACUUACUGGAUAUGACUGUUUUCAGAUACUUAAACAAACAAACAAAAAAACUUUUUGUAGAAAUGCUUAAUUUUUAAGCGGUUAGGCACCAAGAGUAGCAGAAAUCCUGCAAAGCUUUAUAGUUCUGAGUGAGGUCUUGAUUUUAGUAGCUGUGCUUCUCAUGCCCCGAAUCUGCUGGAGAGGGGUGUUGGUAUUUUCAGGUAACAUUUGUUAGCACAAAUCCUUCAGUCCGUCACGUUGUACUCCACUGCAUUAGCAUCAUCUUCUUCAUUUCACCUCUCUCCUUCUGGAAACUGGUAUUGCUGUAUCGAUCGGAUGUGUACUUACAAUCCGCCAGCAAGCACCAUCCACACUAACAUUUGUCUCAGCAUCCUCAAGAAAACAAGUCGUUGCACCUUAUGUAUAUCUCAAGCAAACCAAAAUACAAUGUUCUGCUUUGUUAUAUUCUAAAUUGUUGUAGCAUAUCUUUCUGAAGCCACUUUGCAUUUAGUGAAAAUGUCAGUAUUUAUGCUUUUAACCUUAAUUUCUGGAUUCAAACCUGUAUAUAAAUCUUCUUUUGAAGUUGUUCUUGCCCUUCUCUACAGUGCUGGAGUGGGAGGUUCUGUCUCAGGUGCAGACACUCUUCCAGUGUUCGGUAGCCUUUUAUUUAUUUUAGUUAUUCUGGUAUUUCCAAUGUAAGUUUGAAGUGUCUAGAGUAUAUUAUAGUAACUAAAACUGCAGCUCUUAAGCUGAGUGAAAGAAAAAAUACUGUAAGACAUCCUUGAAGUUUUGUUUAUUUGGGUACUGUAGAUGAGAUCAGGGGAAAGGAAAAAAACUUCCACAGCCACUUUGGAAACUACAGGUUCUUGUCCCCAAAUUAGGUUAGUCUCAGAUGGUGGAUCAAAACUCUUAAUCCAUUCAAUCCCCUCCUGAGUGAUCUUGUCAUUCUGGCAGCCUUUUCCCACAAGUGUUAGAAAUUAUUUAAUUUUAUCAGAUGUUGCCUGGAAGCCAUGCUGAAAUAAUUCCCAUAUUAUCAUUGUUACUCUCCUUCCUGCCUGUACAGUUACUAGAGAAAGAUGAUGGCAACGCUGUAUGUGCAAAGGAGCAUCUGAACCUGUCUGGGUGUUGGAGUCCAAUGUUGAUUCCCUAUUGUUUUCUUAAAGUCAGAUGCUUUGCUAAGUCAUAAAAAAUGUAUUUGCACUCUGCAGUCUUUGGCUCAGUGUACGGAAGUGUUUGCACCAAUGUAAAAUCUCAAGCAAAUUAUAAAUUGCUAUGGAACAGACAUUAGCUGAAAACUGAAUGACAUGUUUUGUUUAUAGGGUGGGGUAGGGAAUACUACAUAGCUCUGUUCCAAGCUUGGCAUUUGAUGUUAAUGUGAAGCAGUGGGACCAUGCUGCCUGCUAAACUACUGUAUGCGUCCUAAGUGUUCUGAAGACCAGCAGCUGGAGGCUGGAGGACAGCACCCAUUCAACAGAGGAGAAGCCCCACCACCGCUUCCUCCGGGGAGAGGAAGGAAAUCAGGGGAGGCCUGGCCUUACCACUUGUAAGGGAAAUGUUGGGGUGUACGUGAUGCUGUUGAGAUUCACCUUGGAUUGCACUGCUCCUGAGAGCCCUCAGAUAAGGCCAAUCCUCCUGGGCUACCUCGGCUUCCAAAGUUAUUUCAGUAAGUCUGUCUUUCGCGUCUACCUUCAGUGCCACGAUUUUCCACUGCAGUGUUUGGACUUCACAAACCGGCUUCUCCAGAGAGAACAUCCUCUUGUUGAAAUGAGCAGUAGAAGCAAGUGCUUAUCACAUUUGACCUGUUAAAGUGUUUGGAGUGACUGCUAGGUGGAAAUUGAAUUUAGCUUCUCCCCACACAUCCUUGUUUUGCACUUUAUGCAAAGUGUACUAAUUGCUAAUUAGAUGUUGUUUCUGUUUAUACAGGCAUUCCCAAAGAGUUAGACUGGACUUGGUUUUAUUUGAGUUUGGGGAUUGUUAAAGUCUUACUUAGAUUAACUAACAACAUGUGUAUAAUGAAAACAGAAGCAGCUGUGUAGUUCAUGGAACCAUGGAUCUGGUGAAGCGUCGGGGUUUGAUGGACUACUUUGCUUGUGUUUGGAAGUGAUAGCUACGUUCGUUAAUACUCUAUGCUGAAGGACUGUCCUUUACAGUGGGGACAUUAUUACCUUCUUACAUUUCAGAACAAAGAAGCAACAGAAGUAAAUGACAUCCGUUUGACUUCUUUGUGUACCUGCACCUCUCUGUGCUACCCUCCCUUCAAAUAUAUUAAUAUACAUGAUGAGAGGGGGAUCUUUCCUCUUUUGACCAAAUUCUAUCUGUGGUGGUGUGAUUCUUACUGAUAAAGUCACAGGAAGAACUUUGUAGUUCAAAGUUCUGUGGCCUUUGUUUUGUUUUGCUUUGUUUUUUUGUUUGUUUGAUUUUUUAAAAUUUUUUUUGAUUUUUUAUUUUUUUGGCAGACAGUGGUCAAACUGAUCAUGCCUUCAAAUUGAUUUUCAUGCACAGAACUAGUUUUUGUGAACAUUACUACUACUUCCAAAGAUUUUCUGAUAACUUGGGCCAGAACUGGUGACUGAGUAACAAGGAUCUGAUCGAAUGCCUCCAAACCCACCCACAACACGAAUCUUACCUCACAAGCUCUAACCUAAAUCAUAGAGACACUCAUGUUCCAUGGAAUGUCACUGACUUCUCUGUUGCUCGCCAGAAGGUGUUGCUCUUGUCUCCUGACUCCUCACGUUUGUGCCUCGGCUCUUGGAGCAGCGGAACCUAGGGUCGGGAAGCCUGGGGACCUUGAGCUUAGUGAUUGCUUAGCCACAUUUUCAUGUCAUUAGCACUAAGCAAGCCUCUGGCUCUCAGGAAUUUGUCAAAAGGUUGAUGAAACCUCCUGAGAUUCCACACACCAGGUUAUAACCUGGUUGUCAUAGGUUUGAAUUGCUUACUUACAUGUCAUAAAUUAACCACAGCUUCAGUUGACCCCAGGUCUUAAGUCUGUUGACAGUUUCAGCAUGACUGAUUCCCUCAUUUUAUUUUAUUUUUAUUUUUACUUUAUUUUGCUUUGGAAAUUGGCUUGGUUCUCUUUAGAGUUGGUGUAAACAUGCCAUGUAAUAAAUGAUUUCCAGUUAA